Molecule: messenger RNA, 889 nt
Organism: Caenorhabditis elegans
Lineage: Eukaryota; Metazoa; Nematoda; Chromadorea; Rhabditida; Rhabditidae
Gene: glb-14
Product: Globin domain-containing protein
Exons: 5
Coding region: 124-834 (236 amino acids)
Biological process (GO): oxygen transport
Molecular function (GO): oxidoreductase activity; heme binding; oxygen binding
Source: RefSeq, marked reviewed
UUUCUGAAUUUGAGACUAUUUUGGAUUUUUUUGAAACAAAAUCCAAAUUCACGCAAUUUCAAAUUUCCAUUUCUUCGCGUAUUCUUCAUUUUCCGAUACCGGAAAUUCCAGAAUUCCAGAAAAAUGUAUCGUCAACUUAUUGAACAGCACAUCGAAGAAGUGAAUGUCCAACGGGAUGCGAGGCCACAAAAUUCGCUCAAAGAGCCCACAAUCAUUGAGCACAAAGAGCAAAAGAAGUCGUCGGAGAAGCCUGUCACAAUAAUUGUAGAAAAACCUGCGAAAGUGGCUGAGAAACCGAAAACGACGUCCUCCGAGAAAGAGAAUGCGGUUCCCGUUGACCCACUCGCUCGAAAAAUCAUCGAUGAGACUUCCCGUCUGUCGGAUCGUCAGAGAGAUGUUCUUCAGAAAACAUUUGCUCCAAUCUUGCAAGAUUGUGUCAGAAACGGCUUGAAAAUCUUCGUCCGAUUAUUCUCCGAGUAUCCACGCUACAAGUUGAUUUGGCCACAAUUCCGAGCAAUCCCUGAUUCAAGUCUAAUGAAUGCAGUAGAGUUGAGAAGACACGCUUCAGUGUACCUGAACGGCCUUGGAAAGAUCAUAGACUCGAUGAGAGACGAGGAGGCAUUGGGAAAAUCAAUGUCAAGAAUCGCAGUGGCUCAUAUCAAGUGGAAUGUUCAGAGGAAUCAUGUUAUUCACAUGAUUGAGCCUGUUCUGGAAGUCGUGAAGGAGUGUAAUGGCUAUCAGUUGGACGAUGAGACACGGCAAGCAUGGACAGUUUUGUAUCAAGUUAUUGCGGAUUUGAUUGAAGUUUUUCGUUGUCGUGCGUUGAACGACUAACCGCUGUUUUUUUUUGUAUUUUUCAAAUUUUUUCAAUAAAAUGAAUGUUCUUUUC